AUGUAUGUGCUGUUGAUGUGCAUUUUGUAUCUUCAGCAACAUGCGUUCAGCCGCGUUUGCCGGAUCGCAUCCGAUCCUGCGUGUUUCUAAUGUUGUUGUGUUGCCUACUGAAAGGCACCGGAAGGGCACUGAUCAAACGGGUAGGACACUGUUAGAUUGCCCAUCGCUCGGGGUGAGGCAUUCGUGGUACCAGAGAGAGAAAGAGAGAAAGAAGACAGCCAUCGUGCACGGGGUGCUGUGUUGAUGCAGCAGCUACGAACCAGCCUUUUUCUAUAGUUUGUGGGUAAUUGCGAUGUGUCCGUUGCGAAUACGUGUAGCCUAAGUCCAUGGUGGGUGUGGGCCUUCCCCCUUUAGACCGUUCGGGGUGCACCUGAUACUAUAUCCCCGGCCCCGGCCACGGCACAUGCCCUAUUUGCUCGUGCUAGCUGCGCGCAACGCCGCGGGCGCUGCUCGCAACGUAUGUGUGCGGCGAGUCAGACUUCUUCGUCCUUCUUCCCCUUUCUAUUUCCAAAUUUUGGACUAUUGGUGGUAAACAGCUUUUUGUGCCUCCCGGAAGAGCCACGGUAACUCCCGUCACAAAAGGGUUAACUUCUUAGGACAGUCGACGACGUAAUUCACUCCACGUUUCAAGAUAAUGGGCAUUAUUUAAAACGAUGAAGAGUACAAGAUUUGUUGGAAGAAGCCAUCUGUUUUGACACCGGCAAACAACUGCGAAACCUGUUCGUUACUCUUAUUCUCGAUGGAGCACCGGGCAAUCUUUGGAAACACUUUAAACCCCAGCUUACGAUAGACUUCCGCAUGUCAAGGUUCGAGUUCGAAGCCACAAACGCAACCCUUCGCGAGAUCGACCUUACCUUGCAGCAUCACGCACGAAACAAUGAAAAGUUGGCUUACCUGCUGUUAUCCAUUAAGACACAGAAUACCUACGUUUUAAAUACAUGUUUAUCCCCGCCGAUAUGCUCGCCUUUACGAGCGAACAUCUCCCAAACCUCACUUCUGAGCAACGAUAUGUUUUCGACAACGUUGUUGGUAGCGUAGUGUCACGUUCGCCGAACAUGUUUAUGAUCGAUGCACCUAGUGGAGCAGGUGCUUGGUCGCGAUAUCAGCCAACUGGUGCUCGCUAGACCGGUGGUGAAGAGUAAUAUGUCCCCGCAGUACUAUCUCCCGGAUGAAAAAGUACCUCAGGGCCACGUGCUUCGUGCGUUGAGAGUGCAUGGCAUUCCCGGCCACUGUCAGCUUUUCAGUGCUGUCGCUGUUGAUGGGAACCGAUCCGAAGGUCUUGAAGUUGAGCUCCGUCAUAAAAAUUUGAGAUAUAGACCGCCUCUCUGGCUGAGAAACUAAGUGCUUGAAUCUCGGCUUCGACCGUGCAUUGCGCUGUUAGAGUUCGAGUCUUCGCAUCGUAGCUGAUGAGUCCUCCAGCAAGGAAGAAGGGAUAUCCCGUGGUAGAUCUUCCGUUGUCGGGGUUUGCUCCGCCAAGGUUGAAUCGCGUGCACUGGGCC
Molecule: messenger RNA, 1499 nt
Organism: Ectocarpus sp. CCAP 1310/34
Lineage: Eukaryota; Phaeophyceae; Ectocarpales; Ectocarpaceae
Source: the annotation of a GenBank genome assembly